This is a messenger RNA of Nezara viridula (southern green stink bug), 138 nucleotides long. The record is from the annotation of a GenBank genome assembly. Lineage: Eukaryota; Metazoa; Arthropoda; Insecta; Hemiptera; Pentatomidae.
AUGGUACACAGGAAACCACAGCCACACACAUCCAGAACGUGGGUCGACUCGAUGGGAAGGAGUCAUUUGAAUGCUGGAUUACCUGAGUGGCCCUUUGCUGCAGUCAGAUACAUGCAAAUUCAAAUACGAUCAUUUUAG